UCAAAGGUUAUUUGAUAUUUGAGGGUUGUAGGAGUGCAUCAUAAACAGCUGGCUAAGUCAACUUUAUCAGCACAUCCCUUCCUGGUGUCAAGAAUCCGAAAUAAACCAAAGAUCUAGGUCGCACGUGUUUGGAUGUUUAUGGUGAACAAAUUGAAGGUUCCAGGCUUAACGAUUACAGCCACCCGUUUACGUCACUACUUUCGAAAUAUGGACUCCAAGGAGCUGCAGCCACCCAGUUGCGUGCGCGGGAUGCAGUUGCUCCAAAGGGAGCAGUUCCGCAAGAGCAUUCAAGUGCCCCUUUUGCGUAUGCCCGAGACCCAAGUGCAACGUGUAAUGCCGCUGGUGAAGAAGUUCCUGCUCAAAAUGGAGCACCUGCAUCCAGUGCGAGCUGUGGGCACUUUCCGGGAGAUCCUGCUGCAUCCAACUCCUGUGAAGGAUUGGGAAUCCCUGCCCACAGAGGCGCUGCAGAAGCAAGAAAUCACCGCAGAGAACUUCACCUUAUCGGAACUGGAAUUGGGCUAUGAAAACUGGAGUGCCAACGAGAUCCUCAAAAGUGUCCUGCCUUUGGAGGAGGAGGGUCUCACUUCAUACUCCCGCAUCGGGCACAUUGCCCACCUGAACCUGCGGGAUCACCUGCUGCCCUACAAACAACUCAUUGGCCAGGUGCUCCACGACAAGUUGCCCAACUGCCGCACGGUGGUCAACAAGGCCUCCACCAUAGACAACACCUAUCGCAACUUCCAGCUGGAGCUGAUUUGCGGUGUUCCGGAUUACCAGGUGGAGACCAAGGAGAACGGAGUGCCCUUCGAGUUUGACUUCUCCAAGGUCUACUGGAAUCCCCGCCUCUCCACGGAGCACGAAAGGAUUGUGAAGCUGCUGCAAACGGGGGACGUUCUCUAUGAUGUCUUCGCGGGAGUGGGUCCUUUCAGUGUUCCUGCUGCCCGGAAGCGUUGUGAUGUCCUGGCCAAUGACCUGAAUCCCGUCAGCUUUAACUGGCUGCAGCAUAAUGCCAAGAGAAAUAAGUGCUUGCCUCAGAUCAAAAUGUUCAACAAGGAUGGCAGGCAGUUUAUCCUGGAGGAACUAAGGGAGGAUUUGCUAAAGCGUCUGCUUAACACAGACACCACCUCCUAUGCUAUACACAUAACAAUGAAUCUGCCAGCCAUGGCUGUGGAGUUCCUGGACGCCUUUCGUGGUCUCUACAAAGCAGAGGAUCUCUCAAAGUUACCUGACAGUGUAACCUAUCCCACAGUUCAUGUUUACUCCUUUGCCAAGGGCGAAAACACCAAGGAACUAGUAAGGCAACUGGUGGAAAGCAAUCUGGGUGCCAGUCUAGAUGACAACCUGCUUCAGGGCAUCAGCUUUGUGAGGAAUGUGGCCCCCAAUAAGGACAUGUACAGGGUGUCCUUCAGGCUUUCUCAGCACCUUUUGACCACACCAAAAGAGGUUGAACUCUCAAGAAAGCGUUGUGCAGAGGAGGAGGAGCUGGUGGCCGCCACAAAAGUGAAAUGUGUUUGAUACAAUUUGGAAACAAUAAAGCUACAACUCCCAAACAACUAAAUAGAGUCUCUUUUUUGCCUA
Messenger RNA from Drosophila gunungcola (fruit fly), 1578 nucleotides. Its product is annotated as tRNA (guanine(37)-N1)-methyltransferase. The record is from RefSeq and is a predicted model, not a curated record. Gene Ontology annotation, cellular component: cytoplasm; mitochondrial matrix. Bases 133 to 1515 code for a protein of 460 amino acids. NCBI's taxonomy places the organism in Eukaryota, Metazoa, Arthropoda, Insecta, Diptera, Drosophilidae. The transcript has a single exon. Gene Ontology annotation, biological process: mitochondrial tRNA methylation; tRNA N1-guanine methylation.